Molecule: messenger RNA, 908 nt
Organism: Papilio machaon (common yellow swallowtail)
Lineage: Eukaryota; Metazoa; Arthropoda; Insecta; Lepidoptera; Papilionidae
Gene: dmrt11E
Product: doublesex- and mab-3-related transcription factor 2
Exons: 3
Coding region: 269-859 (196 amino acids)
Biological process (GO): sex differentiation; regulation of transcription by RNA polymerase II
Cellular component (GO): nucleus
Molecular function (GO): RNA polymerase II cis-regulatory region sequence-specific DNA binding; DNA-binding transcription factor activity, RNA polymerase II-specific
Source: RefSeq, a predicted model, not a curated record
UAUCUAACAAGUUAACAUUUAAAUGACUAUACUAUGACAAUGUGCCAUUUUAAAUGGAACAAAUAAUGCUGAAUGUAGGCGUCGUUAUCCGCACGCCUCCCGCGCUGGCCGCCAAUAGCGAGCUUUUAAAAUAAAGGGGCGUUCGCCGACGCGUCUGAAACUUGAAACAAACUUUACAGCCGUCAAUACGCAAACAGAUAUAUCAGAGAGAACAUGUCCCUUUGUUCACUACGAAAUCUAACAAAAUGAGAUAAAUUGUCAUGAAAAAAUGCAAAACGAAAGUAAAACUGUUUCUGAAAGUGGUAGGAAGGCGUUGAGGACGCCGAAGUGUGCGAGAUGCAGGAACCAUGGCGUGAUCUCCUGCUUGAAGGGACACAAGCGGUUCUGUCGUUGGCGCGACUGCCGCUGCCCCGGGUGUUUGUUGGUGCUCGAGCGGCAGAGAGUUAUGGCUGCACAGGUAGCGCUGCGCCGGCAACAAGGCGCAGGCACGCCGCGGGGCAGUGAGGCCGCAGCGCUGGCCGCGCGCAAGAAGGCAUACCGAGCGCGCUUGCGCUGCAUGCAAAUGUCCCGAACUUAUCCAACACCACCACAACCCUAUGCCAGCAUGAGAUUGCUCAGCGACCCGGCAUGGAAUGAGCGUGUGCGUCGGCGCAAGGUGUUCGCAGACGAAGAACUGACGGAGGUGCCGCUGCCAGCACCCGCGCGCCCCGCACUACCGCCCGCGCCCGCCGCGCUUUGCUCGCACUUGCUGGCCGCCAUACUCAGCAAUUACGGUCUGCCCCCACCCGCACCGCCUUCAUCACCCCGCACACGAUCCAAGAUAUCCUUCUCUAUUGAGUCCAUUAUUGGCGUAAAGUAAUAAUUCAUUUCUCAAGUUUACAUGUAAUUUAAUCAGAUCAAGUUUAUUC